GUUUGGAAACAGAUCGAGAGAAAAUUCCGUGUGCUGAAGAAGACCAUGGCAGGAAAUAUAUAAUAAAAAACGCGAGGAUUUCUAAUCAUGGCCAAAAGCGAUGAUGAAAGUGAUGCAUGAAGGCGCACGAUUGCGAUGAUUCUUUUUCUCCCUUUCUUUUUUUCUUUCUCAGCGGCUGAAGGAGAAAUUGGUAAUGGUGGUGAUGGUGGUGGUGGUGGUGGUGGUGAAGUGGAGAUGAGACGACCACGACGACGAGAAAUGAGCGAUACAUACCUUGCAACAUGCCGUGGAAUUUUCGGGAUUUAUUCUUUGGGGAUGUAUUUCUUCCCGUGUGAUGCCCGAUGUACAGGGAGCCGUCAGGGAGGCGACCGCCGUCAGCCCUGUUCCAUCCGUCUCUCAUCGGCAGGCAGAGGGAGAGGGAGGGUGACGACACCGAGUUCCUGCAUGGUCAGCGGACGGUCUAACCCAGCGUCAGAUGAGGUGACGAGCGCGGGGGAGUGGAUCCAACACGUCAAAGGUCGUUUUCGAUUUGUGUUCAUUCGGUUCCCCUAUCGACGUCGUGUAUUCUCCCCAUCAUCUCCUGGUCCUGCUUCUUCUCCGUCCUGCUUCUCCCUCUUGGAAAUUUCCCAAGAUGACGGGGGGAAAGAGACAAGAAACAGGGCCAAGCACCUAUUCUGCUCUCCCAAAAGAAAAAUCAGAAAAGCAGGAGUGGAAAUCUCUCUUCCUCGUGGAAGGCCGACAUCAUGUCAUAAUCCCACCUCUCCAUCGGAUCGCCCUCCAUUCCCCUUUCCAAUCUACCGAAGCCCUGUUCCCCAAUAUCUCCCCCUUUCAUCGCCCACGACGUUCGCACACAUCUAAGAUCCCCUGAACGCAUCGAACCGCUUGUAGGUGUAGCCGAUGAACGGCAGGGACAUGGUGGACUCGUCGCCGGCGCCGGUCGCGAGGGCGGCCUCGGUCUCGCGGCGCAGGGCGGCCGAGUUGUCGACCUGGGGGAUCUCGUCGAUGGGGAAGUACUGCGUGUCGAUGUUGGACU
Dissoconium aciculare CBS 342.82 is the source of this 1033-nucleotide messenger RNA. RefSeq lists its product as uncharacterized. Lineage: Eukaryota; Fungi; Ascomycota; Dothideomycetes; Mycosphaerellales; Dissoconiaceae. The record is from RefSeq and is a predicted model, not a curated record. The transcript has a single exon. Bases 136 to 858 code for a protein of 240 amino acids.